AUGGCCCUGAGCGAAGCGUUUGAUGACCCCCUGGCCCUCAGCAGCAAAGGGCACCAUCCUCCCGGUACCAAUGAAAACGCUCCAUCAAUCACCAGCAUACAAGACAGCACUGGCCAGGUGCCUAUCACAGCUGCCUCAAAUGGUGACAGUCUUAGAGCGGAGGGAGAUGAAGACUCUUCAAUCAGGAAUGCAGCAUCUGGACAGUUGCAAGCAACAGAGAGGCAGAGAUCACACACCCAGAGAACAAACAGACCAACCCAAAACGGUGGAAUUGUCAAACAGAACGGAACUCUUAAGAUUCUCCCCCACCCAACAGGCACCGAUGUCACAGACUCUCAAACGCAAGCCAAACGCCACGUCUCAAACACUCCAUCCCAUUGUCUUCAUCCCUCAGCGCUCUGCUGCCAGCAAUGUUACUUUCACUCUUUUUGCUGCCCCUCUGGUGAGCAGGAAUGCCCUCUUUUUCAGAUUCCAGGCAAGGGCAAUGGGCCUACCUUAGUUGCUCAACUCAGGAGCCCUGUAACGUGCUCUUGUUGUCCUCCUGCCUGCACUUUCUCACACCACCGGCCUAAUCUUACACACCCUACAGCCCCACUUUGCCUACGCCACCACAAUCACCAGCCCUGGCAGGAGCACCUCCAAAGUUCAACACAUCCAACUGGAAUUAGCCCUGCAUGGCCUUUUCGAUUCCCCAAAAGCUAUUCUGAGCUGAUAGCCGAUUGGCCAGUGGUGGUGCUUGGUGUGUGCACAGUGCUCAUUAUUGUGUGCGCUCUGGUGGGUGUCCUGGUUCCUGACCUCCCCGAUUUCUCUGACCCACUUUUGGGGUUUGAACCUCGAGGAACUGCCAUCGGUCAACGAUUGGUUACAUGGAACAACAUGGUGAAAAACACUGGCUACAAAGCAACACUGGCCAAUUAUCCCUUCAAAUACGCCGACGAGCAGGCUAAAAAUCACCAAGAACCCAAAUGGCCCGAAGAGAGCUUUGAUCGAGAAAAACGGCAUGCAGAGUGGGACUUCAGUAAGGAGUUUUUCUGCGAUGUGCCUGGCUCCAGCUAUUCCAGACUAGUUUUCUCAUCUGCUGAAGGCAAAAGUUUGUGGAGUAUUCAGGCCAUCAAAUCCAUGUGUAAUCUGGACAACACUCGGGUGCGCUCUCAUCAUGACUACUGGAGCCUCUGUCAGCGCACCAAUGAUGCUUCAUGUUGCCCAAGCUGGACACUUGGUAACUACAUAGCAGCCCUCACAAAUAGGUCAUCCUGCCAAAUGAUCACUGAGCGUGACGUAUCGCACACGCUCAAGAUAAUGCGCUCGUGCGCUAAGUACUACCACAAUGGCACUCUGGGACCCGAUUGCUGGGACAUGGUCCUGAGGCGCAAGGAUCAGCUAAAGUGUGGCAAUGUGCCUCGAAAGUGCACUAAAUACAAUGCCGUCUACCAAAUAAUGCACUUCCUGGUCGAUAAGGACUUCCUCAGUCCAAAAAGCUUGGAACAUCCUCCGCCAGUGCUCAUGUAUAGCAUGCUCUUCUCACCCACGGAGAAAGGAGAGUCUAUGAUGAACAUUUACUUAGACAAUUUUGAGAACUGGAACUCCUCUGACGGCAUAACCACAGUCACUGGGAUCGAGUUUGGAAUUAAACACGACCUCUUUCAGGACUACCUCCUUAUGGACACAGUGUACCCAGCUAUAGCCAUUGUUAUAGUCCUCCUAGUCAUGUGUGUGUACACACGGUCUGUUUUCAUCACGCUAAUGACAAUAAUAGCCAUAAUUAGUUCCCUCAUUGUAUCUUAUUUUCUAUACCGCAUGGUUUUCAACUUUGAGUUUUUUCCUUUCAUGAACCUAACAGCUCUUAUCAUCCUGGUGGGUAUUGGUGCAGAUGAUGCCUUUGUGCUCUGCGAUGUAUGGAAUUACACUAAAUUUGAUAAGCCUCAUGCUGAGCUUGCAGAAACUGUCAGUGUGACUUUGCAGCAUGCUGCCUUGUCAAUGUUUGUCACCAGCUUUACCACUGCUGCGGCUUUUUAUGCUAACUAUGUAAGUAACAUCACUGCUAUACGCUGCUUUGGCGUCUACGCCGGAACGGCAAUCUUGGUCAAUUACAUCCUCAUGGUCACGUGGCUCCCAGCUGUGGUGGUGUUACAUGAGCGGUACCUACCAAAUACAUUGCCCUGUUCUAAGCCCCACCACCAGCAAACUGGUUAUUGCAUCCAGAUGAUUGUUGCAGGUUUCUGCCAGAAGGUUAACAAAUUCCUGUUUAAUGUCUCAGAAGCCUCAAGAAUCUUCUUUGAGAAAGUUCUUCCUUGCAUUGUCAUCAAGCUACGCUAUCUGUGGCUUUUCUGGUUUCUUGCCCUUACAAUGGGUGGGGCAUAUGUUGUUUGCGUCAAUCCCAAGAUGAAGCUCCCAUCAUUGGAGCUGGCUGAGUUUCAGGUGUUCCGCUCCUCUCAUCCUUUUGAACGUUACGACGCAGAGUACAAGAAACUUUUCAUGUUUGAGAGGGUUCAUCAUGGAGAGGACCUCCACAUGCCUAUCACCAUUAUCUGGGGUGUCACACCUCUGGAUAACGGAGACCCCCUGAAUCCCAAAAACAAAGGAAAGUUGAUCCUGGACAGUAGCUUCAACAUCGCCAGUCCAGCCUCUCAGCUGUGGAUCCUCCAUUUCUGCCAGAAGCUUCGAAACCAGAGUUUUGUCUUUCAGUCGGAUGAGCAGGACUUCACCAGCUGCUUCAUUGAGACAUUCAAGCAGUGGAUGGAAAACCAAGACUGCGAGGAGGCAUCUGUCUAUCCCUGCUGCAGUCAGUCGACCUUUCCCUACAAGCAGGAAGUCUUUGAGCUGUGCAUCAAGAGGGCGAUCAUGGAGCUUGAUCGCAGUACAAAUUACCAUCUGGACAGCAAGACUCCCGGACCUAGAUUUGACAUCAAUGACACCAUCAAGGCCAUUGUUUUGGAGUUCAAAAGCACCUUCCUCUUCACACUGGCUUAUGAGAAGAUGCACCAGUUCUACUGUGAGGUGGACGCCUGGAUAACCGAGGAACUACGCCACGCCCCAGCAGGCCUCAGUCACGGCUGGUUUGUCAGCAACCUGGAAUUCUUCGAUCUACAGGACAGUCUGUCUGAUGGCACUCUGGUUGCCAUGGCACUGUCUGUGGCUGUAGCCUUCAGUGUCAUGCUUCUAACCACGUGGAACAUCAUCAUCAGUUUAUACGCCAUCCUGUCCAUUGCCGGAACCAUUUUCGUCACCGUGGGCUCCCUGGUGCUUCUCGGAUGGGAGCUGAACGUCCUGGAGUCUGUUACCAUUUCUGUCGCAGUGGGACUGUCUGUUGAUUUUGCCGUCCACUACGGCGUGGCCUACAGGCUCGCUCCAGAGCCCGACAGAGAGGGAAAGGUGAUUUUCUCCCUCAGCCGCAUGGGUUCCGCUAUAGCUAUGGCUGCCUUGACAACCUUUGUAGCAGGAGCAAUGAUGAUGCCCUCAACUGUGUUAGCGUACACCCAGCUGGGCACUUUCAUGAUGCUAAUCAUGUGCAUCAGCUGGGCCUUUGCCACGUUCUUUUUUCAGUGUAUGUGUCGCUGUUUGGGACCGCAGGGCAACUGUGGCCAGAUCCCACUGCCAAAAAAGCUGCAGUGUCAGGCUUUCUCUGACAACCCAUCUGAAAGCUCUUCGCCCGAAGUCAAGAUUUCAGGCCCUGGGAAAUACCAGCUGGACGGCAGGGGUGGAGAGGCUAAUCACUAUGAAUUAGAGCCUCUUGCAUCAAGUAAUAAAGCUGAAGACAAACCACAAGAGGAUCAGGAGGUUUGUCCUCAGCUUUACAAUGGCAUGCACCCUAACCAAUACAAUUCCCAGCAUUUACACACCCAGUAUGGUAGUCCAGUGGAGGAUGACAGAUCCAGCUCUGAAAAUGGGCUUGUAGCCACACUCAACACACAAUCCCAGUGCCAGUACUCCCAAAAUAUAGACCGCUCAUGUGGGGAACCACCACCACAGUGGAAAAUCCAUUCCUGUCUUCAGCCUCUCCAAGACUCACAUCCUCAUCAUCCACAUCCUCCCAUUACCGGAAACUGUCCAAGCAAACCUGUGGCCACAAACCUGGACCCAGUCUGCUCACACAUUGAUUGCUGCAAGCAUUGCUUCCCCUGUCCUACUUCACACUUGCACCGCUGCAGUCCAGGAAGGGCCGUAUACCCCAGACAAGCGCCUGCACCCUGCUGCUAUGUUAAGAACUAUUGUGUCCAUGCAGCAAACCCAGACGCUGCACAACAACAUCGAUCUAAAGGCUUGACCUUAAACCAAUGCACGGCCCAAAAACCUGUCUCUUUUAAACACUCAGAACCUAUUGCACAUUUGCCAAAACAUCGGACAGAAGUAGCAAGCCCAAUUAUCAGCACGGCACAGUGUCAGUGCCCCCUCUCAACACAGGAUUCAGAACAUCCAGAUGGACACCAAGGACUCGAUCCGAGAAACUGUGAUUGUGACCAUUCGUGCACCCUAACCACAGAAACACAGAAGGAUUUUUGGUGUCAAAUCCCCAGGCAACAAGACAGUGCUAAUGUUCAACAGAAUGAAAGUUCUAAAAAGUACAAAAAGAACUCCAAACGAGAGCGCGCAUCUUCUGCCUCUCCAAUGAAACUUUCCUGUUUUAACAGAGCAUUGAAAGUAAAGCGCAACUCUGCCUCAGAGUUUAAUGUGCCAAAAAGUGAAACAAGUGUGCCUCCCAUUAUAAUAAAUAGCAGUCAAUCCUCUGAAAGCUUAUGUUAG
Molecule: messenger RNA, 4740 nt
Organism: Nerophis lumbriciformis (worm pipefish)
Lineage: Eukaryota; Metazoa; Chordata; Actinopteri; Syngnathiformes; Syngnathidae
Source: RefSeq, a predicted model, not a curated record